Molecule: messenger RNA, 504 nt
Organism: Rhizophagus irregularis DAOM 181602=DAOM 197198
Lineage: Eukaryota; Fungi; Glomeromycota; Glomeromycetes; Glomerales; Glomeraceae
Source: RefSeq, a predicted model, not a curated record
AUGGAAUUACCGAAAUUGGAUGGUCCUUCGACCCCUUUGGUCUCAAUACAUGACCAAAUCGCUGUCAACAUACCUCCUGUUGACGUGGAUUUUGACAAUAGUCACGCUUCUGAUAUUCCGGAGGAAUUAAAACCCUUCAUACCUGAAGGUCCCUUACUUUCAACGGAUUCGAAGUUAUCAAACAAACAGCACAGACAAUUACGGAGACAUAAAAAACGUCAUGAUGGCGAAGUUAAACAGAAAAGCAUACGUUUAGCACGACAACAUCAAGCCAAAUGGCUCGGCACUUCCCUCAACAAAUUAGAAGAACGUCAGGGUUUAACUAACGACCUCACUAAAUUUCAUGACAUUUAUCACACACGCAUGACCUCGUUCACCAACAAACGCAAAAAGAUCAAAGACCCUGCCAAAUUAGCCAAAUUGGAAUCGGCAUAUGAAGAAUUCGUAUCGGAAUUCUCUUUUUCGACAUUCAUCAACCCCAAUCUUACCUCAAUAUCGCUAUAA